This is a messenger RNA of Pseudopodoces humilis (Tibetan ground-tit), 1381 nucleotides long. NCBI's taxonomy places the organism in Eukaryota, Metazoa, Chordata, Aves, Passeriformes, Paridae. The record is from RefSeq and is a predicted model, not a curated record.
CUGGUAUCUCACUUUGGGGAGCUCCAGAAGGAGCCAGAUGACAAAGGGAAUGGCGUGUCCUGCCCAUGAGCUGCUGCAUGAGCACUCCACCAAGGGAAGAAGCUGUUGAACUCCCAUCUCCACACACUCAUGAGUUUUCCUUUGGCAGGUGAAUGGACUAAAGUGCUGAAGAUUACACCACCUGUGUCCCACUGCCUCCAUCUCCUCGUGCCAGGAUCUGCUGUGCUCCAGGGCCAUGGAGGAGCAGGUGCAGCAGGGGAUGCCAUCAGCCCAGCGCACAGGAGGCCACCACCCCAUGCAGGAGGGAGAGGUGUUCAACACACGAUACCAGGUGCUGCACAAACUGGGUUGCGGCGCCUUUGCCACUGUCUGGCUGUGCCAGGACAUGAGGAGGAAGAAACAGGUAGCUGUGAAGGUUCUGAAAAGCAGGGAAGGCUUUGCUGAAACUGCCCAGCACGAGGCUGCUUUCCUCCGCUGUGUAAGCUGCAUGAAGAAGAAGGACCUGGCGGGGGAAAACAUCGUCUGUUUGUUAGACGACUUCAGAAUGAUUGGAGAUAAUGGUUUCCAUUCCUGCCUGGUAUUUGAGGUGCUGGGUCCUUCCAUUCGAUGUCUGAUGGGAAACUACACAGCCCAGGGACUGCCCUUGCCUUUUGUGAAAAAGUCUUUACAGCAGGUGCUGGCAGGGUUGCAUUUCCUGCACAAGUGCUGCCGCAUUAUCCACGCAGACAUCAAACCGGAGAACAUCCUGCUGCAUGGAUGCAGCAAAAGGCUCCAAAGGCUUCUCAUGGAUACACUCGACAGCGACCAGGGAACAGAAGUGAGGCUAAAGGGAGCAGGAGGUGAUCUUGGCAAUCAGUUGGAAGAAUCUGAUUUAAUGAGCAUAGAGGUGAAAAUUGCAGAUCUAGGAAGCGCAUGCUGGACAUACAAACCUUUUUCCAAGGAGAUACAGACCCAGCCAUACCGUGCCCUGGAAGUGCUUCUUGGACUAGACUACGGCACCCCUGCGGAUAUCUGGAGUACAGCCUGCCUGGCAUUUGAAAUGGCAACUGGGGAGUGUCUAUUUGAUCCUCAACCCGGGAAAUACUUCUCCAGAGAUGAUGAUCAUGUUGCUCGUAUUAUUGAACUCUUGGGAAGAAUUCCUCCUCAAAUUGUUUUCUCAUGGAACAAGUCAACAAAUUUUUUCAGCAGGCCAGGCGCGCUCCUGCGGCUCUCCCGGCUCUUCCCCCGUAGCCUCCCCGGCAUCCUGGCGGACCGGCACGGCUGGACAGCGCGGGACGCGGCCGCCUUCGCCGCCUUCCUGCUGCCCGCGCUGCACUACGCGCCCGAGCGCCGCGCCAGCGCCGCGCAGAGCCUGCAGCACGCCUGGAUCGCCGCGCCGUGA